Pseudopipra pipra is the source of this 1481-nucleotide messenger RNA. RefSeq names its product ly6/PLAUR domain-containing protein 1-like. The transcript is spliced from 3 exons. Bases 934 to 1347 code for a protein of 137 amino acids. The record is from RefSeq and is a predicted model, not a curated record. Lineage: Eukaryota; Metazoa; Chordata; Aves; Passeriformes; Pipridae.
UGACAUCCGUGGUGUCCCAUGUGGAUGUGGGUCCAACCCUGGCCCCAAAGAGCUGUCACAGCUCAGUCCUCUCCUCCACUGCACCCCCACCCCCUUCCCAAGCCCCUGGCAGCCCCAGCUCCCUCCAGAGCCAAUCCAAGCCUGGGGCUGGCUCUGUUUGGUCUCUCCCUGCUUUAUUAAGGCAACUAUUUUUUUGUCUGUAAAUACACACACUACAUUCAAACCUUCUCUCUCCUCCAGGUUUUCCCUUUAACCCCACGGCCAUCCCCAGGGCUGUACUUUGUUAGAGGAUCUCAAGUCUCGGAUUUAAAAUUAGUUGACUGCUUCUCUUUAAUAAAAUUAUUCCUGCCCUCUUUAAAUAGCACAAUAUGUCACAGAAAGCCGGUGGGUCCGUUCAUGAAGAUGAGGCAGCUCAGAGAGGAAAAAGAGAUGGAAAAAAAAAAAAAAGUAAAACCAUACAUCUCCCCAAACCCCUUCUGCCUAAUCCAACUGAAUUAGAGGAUUUCGAAGUGGAUUUAAAACUAAAUCUUGAUUAGGGAGAAUUUCUCUCCAAGAGCUGCUGCACGGUGGUAUUAAUGGGAAGUGAUCGUGGACAGAGGAAAUAGGACAGAAAUAACUGAGGGUAGCACAUACGCACUCAGGUCUGUGCAUGAACUGAAAGAAUCAGAGAAUUUCUCAAGAGGAAAAGGGAGAAAUUAAGCAUCGACAUAAGGAGACUGGGUGCCACGGGGCUGGCUGGAGAAGCUUGGAGAAGCCAGAGCCCUGCUGCACCGACGGCAUUUCCCUCUAUCCCGGCAGAGAGGUUUGCAGGUGAAGAGGAGGCGACGAGCACGGCUGGGAAAAAGAGCUCGGAGGAGAGGAAACCUCUGCCCGCUCCCCCAGACCCCGGUGUUCGUCCUCUGAGCCCUGGGUGGACUCCAGGAUCUGCCCCCCAUGCUCUGCAGACACAUGCCUGGAGGUGCCCAUGGGAUCCUGUCUCUGAUGACCGUGGUGUUCGUCCUUCCAGAGGUGUCUGGACUCCAGUGCUAUGGCUGCAACAUCGUGGUUGGCACCAAAAACGUGGACAUGGGGUGCUCUAACCCCGAGGUGAUCACCUGCUCCCAGUCCCACCAGGGCUUCAAGCACCGGUUCUGCAUUAAGACAGAGAGCGUGGUCCUGGGCAUCCUGCUGACCAGCGGCUGUGCCACCUCCCGCCACUGCCAGCAGCAGGAGCUGCCGGGCGUCCGCAUCCACUGCUGCGACACCGACCUCUGCAACGGCUCCCCCAGAGCCCCCCGGCCUCCCCCCGGCCUCGCGGGCGGCCACCUCCUGCUGCCCUGCGUCCUUGCUGCCCUGCUCCUCUCCUGAGCCCCCCGGGGCUUGAGGGGAUGCGGGAUCCUGGUGGGAUGGGUGCUGGGAGCAGGGAUGUCCCCAUCGCUGCUCCUACGGGCGGGCAGGACGCCCUCCUCUCCCCUUUCCUCAAUAAAAUGUGCCCAGUGUUU